Hyaloperonospora brassicae is the source of this 1218-nucleotide messenger RNA. The record is from the annotation of a GenBank genome assembly. NCBI's taxonomy places the organism in Eukaryota, Oomycota, Peronosporomycetes, Peronosporales, Peronosporaceae.
AUGUGUGGGCGGUCACGGUGCACACUAACGCGCCAGCAGGCAGCAGAAGCGGUCGGCGUCAGUCCGGAGGAGUUUGUCGAUGGCGACAACUACAACCCGGUGGAGAAUAUGGGGCCAGGCAGAUACGGACCAGUGCUUUUGCAAUACGGUGGAGCAAAGAGGAGCAGCGAUGCGAAACCAAAGACACGGCUGCAGGCCAUGCGGUGGGGACUCGUUCCGUCGUUCACGAAGGCUGGUGCAAAGCCAGAUCAUUUUCUGAUGUUUAAUGCCAGGUCCGAGAGUCUACAGGAAAGACCUGCUUUUAAGAGACUAGUGGACUCGAAGAGAUGUGCGGUGGUGUGUGAAGGCUACUACGAGUGGCACCAAGUCGAUAAACGAGAAAAACAGCCAUACUACUUUUACCGAGAGAGCAGUCCGAUGAAAUUUGCUGGUCUGUACGACUGCUGGAAAAACGAGGAAGGCAAGGUGAUGUACACUUAUACGAUCCUCACGACAUCGGUUGCACCAGAGAUAAAGUGGUUGCACAACCGAAUGCCGGUCAUUCUGUCGGAUGAAGACGCUGAUCGGUGGCUUUCGCGCGCAAAACUGGAAGACCUCACAAGUUUGCUGCAGCCAUACCAAGGCGACGACUUGAAGUGGCACCCUGUGGAUAAGAAAGUUGGAUCAACGCGGUUUCAAGGUGAAGAAUGUGCCAAGCCAGUCGACAUUAAGCAUGCAGCCGACAUCAAGUCGUUCUUCGGGGUCAAGACUGAGAAGCCAGCGGCUUUGGCUUCGGUUGGUGCAGUACCAAUUACACCCGACAAGACGGAAGAGAUACCAAACAGCGAGACGGUCUCCAGUCUUUCGAUCAAGAACGAAGAGCGCGAAGCUGGUUCCGACACGAGGUUGGCCAAGCAGGAUCAGCGCUUUUCCACCAAAUUUGUGCCGGCCUCAUCGCUCGUUGACAAGACCUUUGAUGAUGAUGAUGAUGACAACAAUGCAAACGACUCGUUUCGAUCCGAAGAGCUGAACCAAAAGCGCCGUCGUGUGUCGCAUCCGCCACCAACUGAAAAGACGCCAACGAACAAGUCUCCGGCCAAGUUGAAGACGUUGCCAGGCCCGAAGCAAUCGUCGCUCGACUUUUUUUCGCAAAGGGUAGCAGUCGGACGGAUAGCGAUCAUAGCGCGCUUUAUCGCGUAUCCGGUUCGUACUCGCAGCCGGGAACAAACGCAACUUUGA